AAUGUUUUUUAAAGACUUUUAUUUUGACGUGCUGCCAGAACAAUAUAUGAACCGGAUGUCCACAGUGACAGGCGAAAGUGGAGAGGGAAGAGCAGCUAGCUGCAGUUACAAAGUUAAAAGUAUAGUUUAAUAUACAACCCAGACACGAUAAAAUAAAGCGAAAGAUUUCCGGAACAUGACAUCUAUCUCAGAAGACAGUGAUAAGGAGAAGGUGCGCUCUGUAUCAGUCGACUUGAACAAUGAUGCCUCUCUCGUCAUUGAUAUCCCUGAUGCCCUAUGUGAACGUGACAAAGUCAAAUUUACCGUCCACACCAAGACCACACUUAGUUCCUUUCAGAAUCCGGACUUUUCUGUGCCACGACAGCAUGAAGAUUUCAUCUGGCUUCAUGACACAAUUGUGGAGACUGAGGAAUAUGCUGGCCUCAUUAUCCCUCCUGCCCCACCAAAACCUGACUUUGAGGGUCCUCGGGAGAAGAUGCAUAAAUUGGGAGAGGGGGAAUCGAGCAUGACAAAAGAGGAAUAUGCCAAAAUGAAGCAGGAACUUGAGGCGGAAUAUCUUGCCGUUUUUAAGAAGACUGUGCAGGUUCAUGAAGUUUUUCUUCAGCGACUCUCCUCCCACCCCAUGUUCAGAAAGGACCGAAACUUCCAGAUAUUCCUGGAAUACGACCAGGAUCUCACCGUGAGGAGGAAAAAUGCCAAGGAAAUGUUUGGUGGGUUCUUUAAGAACAUGGUAAAGACUGCCGAUGAGGUCCUCAUAUCAGGGGUCAAGGAGGUUGAUGAGUUUUUUGAACAGGAGAAGAAUUUUCUGUUGGAUUAUUCCAGUAAAAUCAAAGAUGCCACCGCUAAGGCUGAGAAAAUGACGCGUUCUCACAAAAAUGUUGCUGAUGAUUAUAACCACAUUUCUGGGGCUCUGAACAACACUGCUGCAGACAACAAUACUGCCUUUAAAAAGCACUUGGAAAAAUGUGCUGAAGUGUUUGAAAAGCUUAGAAAAGUGGAGGACAGGGUGGCAUCGGAUCAAGAACUCAAGCUGACAGAGUUGUUGAGAUACUACACAAGGGACAUCCAGGCUGCUAAGGACCUGUUGUAUAGACGUGCACGGGCACUUGCCGAUUAUGAGAAUUCCAACAAAGCUCUUGACAAGGCUCGUCUGAAGGGUAAAGACAUCGCACAGGCUGAGGAGAACCAGAAGCAGUGUCUGCAGAAGUUUGACAAGCUCUCCGAGUCUGGCAAGAAAGAGCUCACCAGCUUCAAGGCAAGGCGUGUAGUAGCCUUCCGUAAGAACUUGAUUGAGAUGACCGAACUGGAAAUAAAACAUGCCAAGAACAGCAUGUCCCUUCUGCAGGGAAGCAUUGAGAUCCUCAAUAGCAACUGACCCCACGAUGAGGCCACUGGGUCAUCUUGAGCUACUUGCAUUGUUACCGGCCCAUUAGAGGGGAACCUGAAUGCAUCUACUUCAAAUGCCUUACAUGUGGUUCAUUAACCUUUCUAAAACAUGAACACGAACCACCACCACCAGCAAUGUCUCUAUCAUGGUUACACUUUAUCUAGUUGUUUUUGUUUUUGUCUCUCAUGCCCCUUUUUUUCUGCUCGUAUCUUGCCACCGAACUGAGGGCAGUGAACCUGACAUCAACCAAAAGCUCUUUCAUUUAUUUGAAUUAUCAAUAACACAAUGUCUGUGUUAGCAUCCCUUUCUUUUUUUAUUAUUUCAGUAUUCCAGGUUUUUUGAGAUGAGAUGAUAUGUUUUAGCUAAGAUUAUGCAGACAAAUUUAAAUAACCACAUUGACAGAAGAAGAAAAAGUGCAUAAUUUCAGCAAUUUUUCUGUUGUUUUGAUUUAUGACUGCAAUUUUUUACCUUUAAAUGUGAUUUAUCUGCUUUUUCCUGUCACAUUGGAAAGCUGAUGCAUAUGUUUACAUUAACUGGACGUGUGACUACAAACAGAGCAGUAUAAACCUGAGAAGUGUUAUGUGACAUGGAAUCUUUCUUUAUAACGUGUUUCUACUCAGUCAAGAUUCAUCGGAAGACACGACCCAACAUGUCACAGAUUACUAGAUAAAAAUGUUGCUUGCAUUUUAGCAGGGAAAUGUUGACAAUAAUUUACGAUCAAAUUCUAUGUCAAAUUAGCCUUUUCCAGGAUGAAAAACUACACUUUUUGUAUUGAAUCUGAUUGUUUUUACUUUAAACUGUAGACUGACUCUAAUGUCCCCAUUUGGUGUUUGUGGGUGGAUUGCACAACUCUCAAUUUUCAGUUACUAUUAGUUGUUUGUGGAAUCCAGUGGUAAAGGUUACACAACCAUGAAUAAGAUGGUGCUUCCAUAUACGUGUAAGAAACUAUUUCCCUCAAGUUAGCUUCAUGUUUUCCCUGAACUCAUCCUUUUCUGAACACUUAAGUCGAAUUCUCCAGUCUGUGAAACUGUGAAAAAUGCCACCGGUUUAAGUUUUAGUUAAUGUUGUUUGAUAGUUUGCCUUCACAUCCUUUCACUAAAUAUAAAUCAGCAUAUUCAAAUGUAUUGUUUUACUGGACUAAAUGUUUUCUCUUGAUGUUGUUACUAACAGUUUAAGACUUCCUACAUUUAAACUGGACCAAAAAGUUAGUUUUUUUUUUUGUAAAACUACAAAAGAUGUAACUGUAUUGCUUAUGGAGAUUGUUUUUUAAAAGCACUAUUACAAUCAUGUCUCAGUGAAGACACAUUUUAUAAAUGGUUGUAUGGAUGGAAAAAGUUUUUUCAUACGGAGUAUCAUCAUUUUUAUGAAAGCUUGCAAUAAUGAAAAUAAACAUGCCCUGUUUUCCCAUUUUAA
Messenger RNA from Carassius gibelio (silver crucian carp), 2800 nucleotides. Its product is annotated as sorting nexin-5. NCBI's taxonomy places the organism in Eukaryota, Metazoa, Chordata, Actinopteri, Cypriniformes, Cyprinidae. The record is from RefSeq and is a predicted model, not a curated record. Gene Ontology annotation, cellular component: endosome. Gene Ontology annotation, molecular function: phosphatidylinositol binding; dynactin binding. Gene Ontology annotation, biological process: pinocytosis. The transcript has 13 exons. Bases 176 to 1375 code for a protein of 399 amino acids.